UGCUGUGCGUGUUACUCUGGCCGCAGCAGCAGGCGGUGAUUAUAAACCGGGAGAGCAGGAGAUCCGGACAGUCGGAGCCUCGCUGGGAGUUUGUUGCUCAGUGAGUCUAACUUUUCGAACAAACUUUGAAACUUUUAUUUUGGUUGGUGUUUUUUCCUCCGCCGCUGACAUGUCGACCUCCGAGAGCUUCCCGGCCUGUGAGGGGAUGUACUCCAAACUCAUAGACGACGAGGGCGCAAACGACGGCUUCAACCACAGGCCAGAUGUUGGCCACGGCGCCUACCCAGCCUCCCCGGUCAGAGUGAUCCCCAGGCCGGGGGGCCCCGGGCCCUACCGCCUCGCCACCUUCUGCCUGGCUACGCUGAGCGCCGUGCUGCUCAUCUCCAUCAUAGCCGUCGCUGCACACUAUCAGAGCAAGCCUCAGAGCGGCGGCGAAGCGACCUCAGAGCUACAGAAGCAGACGCAGGACGCAAACGUUUCCGCUUUACUCGCCUCCAUCAGCAAACUGCAGCAGGAGAAAACGCAGCUGCAGAAAGACAAAGACGAGCUGCUGGCCGAACUGGCUGCCACGAAAGCUCCUGAGGUGAUCAAACCGACCACGAAGGCGGCGGCGGCGACGGCGGCCCCCAUCAUCUGCCCUCCUGACUGGCACCUCUUCAACAACAGCUGUUACUUCAUCUCCAGAACCACACGGGAUUGGCCGGAGAGCCAGUCGUACUGCGAGAGCCAGGGAGGUCACCUGGCCAUCAUCCACACGGCCGAGGAGCAGACGUUUCUGUGGAACCUUCUUCCCAGAGGCCACUGGAACGCCUUCUGGUUUGGGAUCACUGACGAGCACACAGAGGAUCAUUGGAAGUGGGUGGAUGGCACCCCGCUGGUUGGAGGUUUCUGGGAGGUGGGCGAGCCCAACAACCACAUUGACGAGGACUGUGGCUACAUUGUGAAAACCCGCGUGUUGGAGCGAGUGGCCAUCCGGAGCUGGUACGACGCCCCCUGCUCCAUGUACUGGCGCUUCAUCUGUGAGAAGGAGAUGGGCCCCGGUAACAGCACCGCCAUGCCGCACUGAGGCGUCCACGCCCCUGUGGUCGUCUGAGGAAAACCAGGAGAGGAAGUUACGCACUUUGUCAGGUUUUAGCGCACUCAUCUGAAGACCACUUAAACAAACCGGCUAAAUUUAGUGACUGUUGUGACAUUUUGUAUCUUUGUUUGUGGCGACUAACAUUUUCAAGGCUUCAGGAGUUUGCAGCCAUUUUUGGGCCAACAAACCAGUUAUUUGGUUUCGUAAAGUGGGCCUUUUUCUAACCCUCACACUGUCUUCUGUCCCUUAAGCCAACCAGACCUUAAACACAGCGUUUGGAGACUAAACUUUGAACAGAUCAGACAUAAAGUUUGAACAGAACAGAAGCUUCACAGAAGCUUACAGUACCAACUUUUACAGAAGGUAAUUAAACAUUUCUGUGCGUUCACACUGCUUUCAACCUUUUGCAUUCUUACAAUCAUUAUAUGACAUAAUGAAGGACAUCUAAAUUGUAGUGAAUGAAGAAGCUCACACAUUUCCAGUAAUAAAGUCCAGUUAAGAUCAGUGAUAUUAAAUAUGUAAUUAUGUGUGUAUUUUAGAGGCGACACAAACAGUGACAGCAUGUCAGCUGAGGUGUUGAACAAUGGCCGCUCAACAUGUUUGCAAUCAUGUUUUUCAGUAAAGGACACUUGAUGCUAAUAAUCAAAAAUCCUAGAGAUUGUAAUUUUAAUGUUCCACUGAUCAUCACCUCCGGCUUUAUUACUGAAAAUUUCCAAACUGCUUCUGCUGUCUCACUUUACGUUUUGACAGGCUAACAUCAGUGUUAGCUUCUCCAGCAGGUAAACCUUCGAUCAUAACAUUUCAGGGUUCAUUCGUAAAGAUUUUUGUUCUGAAUGACGUCAGGAAACGUGUCUGUAAUACCACAAAUCCUAAAUGUCGUCCUAACUCAGUUAAGAUUUCAGGCAUAAAGUGGACCCUGCAAACAGAUCGUGUAACUUUGUAGAAAGUUUCUCUGCUCAGCUGGAGGUCAGUGGCUCGUAGUGAUAACAGGUUACAUUGAUGAAGAUGGGACAAAGACUUUGUCAAGCCUCAGGGGACGAUUGUUUUGCUUCUAUGACUUUAUGUGACCAGAAGGUUUCAUAAACCUGUAGCCUUACAGUCUGCCUUCUACCAGAUAAAUCAUGUUUUUACAUUCAAGGUUAUAUAUUAGUGUCCUGAUGUUAAUUAAUGUGUGUGUGUGUGAGACUGUCUGGUGUUAUGUGUUAGUGAUGUCACCACUUCUGUUAAAAUGAUGAAUUUAAAUCUGAUGCAUUAUGAUUGAGGGACAUGAAUCAAAUAACGCACACAUUAAUGUGUCCUGUGGAUCUUGUAAAUACACAAUAAAGAUGUUUGUUUUGUAUCUUAA
Molecule: messenger RNA, 2423 nt
Organism: Scatophagus argus
Lineage: Eukaryota; Metazoa; Chordata; Actinopteri; Scatophagidae
Product: CD209 antigen-like protein 2
Exons: 6
Coding region: 170-1066 (298 amino acids)
Source: RefSeq, a predicted model, not a curated record